AUGUAAGAUGAAGUCAUAGACACAAACAAUAUCAAAAUUGUGGUUCUAGGAGCUGAAGGAGUUGGGAAGUCUAGCAUUAUCAAUUAAUUAUGCGAUAGACAAUUCGAUCUUGAAAUUAAAUCUACAACCUGUUAUAAAAUUGAUAACGCUGAAUAUAUAAUAAAUGAUCAAUCAUACAAUCUGUCUUUUUGGGACUGUGAUGUGAAGAAGGUAUUUUAUUGCUUCAAUUAGGCAUUUUACAGAGGUUCCUUAUUUGCAUUCCUUGUAGUUGAUGCAACCUGUACGGAUUAACUAAGAAGUACAAUUCAAUUUUGGGAUCAGGAAUGUGAAGAUUACAAUGUAUUUACUAAAUAUGUGCUUGUGAAUAAAAUGGAUUUGGUAGAUGACAUUGAAGUAAUGAAUUGCAAUAAAACUAUAUCUAUUGGAUAAAUGAAUGAGGAUGAAGAUCAUUCUCAUAUUUAGAUGAUAAAUUAGAAUCAGAAUCAAAUAGACCAAAAAGAAGAAAUCAAAUUAAUGUUUAGUAACUUAGAAUUAAACACACAGUGCUUUUUUGGAAGUGCAAAAAAAAAGGAAAUGGGCUACAAAGACUUUCUGAUUAAAUUGAUCAAAGAUAAUAAUAUUUUCAAUCUCCAAAAGGCUGAUUCUGAUAGAAGAAUUCAAAAAAAUAGGUAGAAUGAAUCAAGUAUCAGAUAGUCAUUGCCAAUUGAAAGUCAGAGGAAAUCAAGUGAAUAGAUCAAGUGCAAUGUAUAUUGA
This is a messenger RNA of Paramecium tetraurelia, 753 nucleotides long. RefSeq lists its product as uncharacterized. The transcript has 3 exons. The record is from RefSeq and is a predicted model, not a curated record. Lineage: Eukaryota; Ciliophora; Oligohymenophorea; Peniculida; Parameciidae.